This is a messenger RNA of Cucurbita moschata (crookneck pumpkin), 852 nucleotides long. RefSeq names its product adenine phosphoribosyltransferase 3-like. The record is from RefSeq and is a predicted model, not a curated record. Gene Ontology annotation, molecular function: adenine phosphoribosyltransferase activity. The coding region runs from base 88 to 636 and encodes 182 amino acids. The transcript has 6 exons. Gene Ontology annotation, biological process: adenine salvage. Gene Ontology annotation, cellular component: cytoplasm; cytosol. NCBI's taxonomy places the organism in Eukaryota, Viridiplantae, Streptophyta, Magnoliopsida, Cucurbitales, Cucurbitaceae.
UUCAUUUUCCUCCUCCAAAAAAGUAUACACAGAGGAGAGAUUUUCUUUUGUUUUCAUCUUGUUUCUUCAGUCCUCUGAAUCAGAGCAAUGUCGGCCGUUCGAGACGAAGAUCCUCGCAUCCAUGGCAUCCGGACUAACAUCCGCGUCGUUCCUGAUUUUCCGAAACCAGGUAUCAUGUUCCAGGACAUUACGACUCUGUUGCUUCAACCGAAGGCCUUCAAGGAUGCGAUUGACAUGUUCGUGGAGCGAUAUAAGGGGAAGAACAUCACCGUCGUUGCGGGAAUUGAGGCGCGAGGGUUUCUUUUUGGUCCUCCAAUUGCGUUGGCCAUUGGAGCUAAGUUUGUGCCACUGAGAAAACCAAAGAAAUUGCCUGGUGAAGUUAUGUUUGAAGAGUACGUGUUGGAGUAUGGACGGGAUUGCCUCCAAAUGCAUGUUGGCGCUGUGGAGGCGGGCGAACGUGCUUUGGUUGUUGAUGACUUGAUUGCCACCGGCGGCACCGUCUGUGCAGCCAUCAAUUUACUUGAACGAGCUGGAGCCGAAGUGGUUGAAUGCGCAUGCGUAAUUGAGUUGCCGGAUUUAAAGGGUCGAGAGAGAUUGAGAGGGAAGCCACUGUACAUUUUAGUGGAGUACCGAUGAAUGCGGCGGUAAGAUGGCUAAAUCGCCGCCGUGGACGACGGUAAAACGAGAUGUGUACAUUAGACGACAGCCACUUGUUGCCGGAAUCAUUUUGAUCUCCUCAUUCUCAGGUGUUUGUUUCUGUUCCUCGUCUUUUUUUUUUCUUUUUUUUUUGUCCAAUUUAAUCUUUGAAUUUUAUGUUCUGAAUCUCGUGGGAAAAAAGCCAUUGUGAUUUCC